Carica papaya (papaya) is the source of this 1756-nucleotide messenger RNA. Its product is annotated as caffeoylshikimate esterase-like. The record is from RefSeq and is a predicted model, not a curated record. Lineage: Eukaryota; Viridiplantae; Streptophyta; Magnoliopsida; Brassicales; Caricaceae.
UAAUUCGGCAGGCACUUGAUCAUUUAAUUGAUCCUGGCUAUGACAAGAUCGUAGGCAUUGGUAGUAAUUAACUAUAUUCUUGUACAGUUUCGGGUACUCGUAGUUAUGUUUGCCAAGUCGCAAAUCUAUGAAUUUGAUAUAAUCGAAUGACAAUGAACCGAGUAAAAUAGACUUCGAGCUUUCUCCUUAGAUUUGUAAGGCUUUCUAAAAGGGUGUUGGGCCUUUUUUAGAGGUCCUUGAAGUUUUUUGGGCUGACUGUCUUAACUUGGCCUAUUUAACAUAUUUCUACUUCACCCAAUUCAAUAAAUAUAUCAUUAAAUAACCCCAACUCCCCUCUCAACUAAUUGAACUAUUUAUGGAGGCCUACCUAUGAAAUUCAGUACCAGAGGAUUAAUUUCCUCACAACACAACAACCAUUAAUACCUCCCCUCCAUCUUGUGCUGACAAACAGAAACUCAUACGCACACACUCUCUCUUCCUUUUCUCGUGAGUUUGGUUGUUGGGAGUUGCAUCCUCCACCGGCCUGCCGCACUUUAGGGCGAGACAAUGCCGCUGCAUCCAGUGGCGGAGGCCGACGACAAGAGCCCCUUUGGCUCGCUUACGGCAGAUGAGUUCUACGCCCGUCACUCGGUGAGUCACUCUUCCGAGUUCAUCACUAACCCCCGCGGUCUCAGGCUUUUCACUCAGUGGUGGACCCCGCUGCCCCCGGCCAAGCCGAUCGGCGUGGUCGCCGUCGUUCACGGUUUCACAGGAGAGUCCAGCUGGAUGGUCCAGCUCACUGCCAUCCUCUUCGCGAAGUCGGGGUUCGCUGUCUGCGCCAUCGACCACCAGGGCCACGGCUUCUCAGACGGUCUCUACGCACACAUACCGGACAUCAACCCUGUUGUCGACGACUGCAUCUCCUUCUUCGACUCAUUCCGUUCGCGCCACGCGCCUGGCCUGCCGGCCUUCCUCUACGCCGAGUCCCUUGGCGGAGCCAUUUCCCUAUACAUAACGCUCCGUCAGCCAGGCGCGUGGGACGGGCUCGUCCUCAACGGCGCCAUGUGCGGGAUCAGCGCCAAAUUCAAGCCGCCGUGGCCGCUGGAGUACCUCCUCUCCGCGGUCGCUGCUCUUCUUCCAACGUGGCGCGUGAUUCCCACACGCGGCUCCAUCCCGGAUGUUUCCUUCAAAGAGCCGUGGAAGAGGAAACUGGCGAUAGCGAGCCCGAGGCGGCGCAUAGGGAGACCACGGGCCGCUACUGCUCAGGAGCUGAUGCGAAUUUGCCGGGAGCUGCAGGAGAAAUUCGAGGAAGUGGAGGUCCCCCUGCUGAUCGUGCACGGUGGAGACGACGUCGUUUGCGACCCCACCUGCGUUGAGGAGCUCCAUCAACGAGCCACGAGCAAGGACAAGACGAUCAGGAUUUAUCCAGGGAUGUGGCACCAGUUGGUCGGAGAGCCGGAGGAGAACGUGGACCUCAUUUUCGGGGAGAUGAUAGAGUGGCUAAAGACUCGAGCCGAGCGCGCCGGCAAAGAAAAGAACCUCGCACGCGCGGCGGAAGACGGUGGCGCGUAAGAUGUUACGACGAAGCGACGGUUGUAAGUGCAAAAAGGUAUGUUGCGUAAUAGCCAAUGAAAAGCCGCCAUGUCAUAUAAAAUUAAUAAUUUAGUAGAGAAAUAAAAUUAGAUUAUUUUAAUAGUUUGACUCUUAAUGAAAAGUUUUCUUGGGUCCACAUCCGUCUAGCUUGAGUCUCCCCCACAAAAAAAAAAAAAAAAAAAAA